AAUGGAGCACUACUCACCAAAAGGUGCUAUGACCCCGUUGUCCUAAAUACUGGCGGCUCCAGAGCUGCAGAAGCCGUGCCCACCAAAAGGACCAAACAAGAGACCCUCUUGUCCAACAGAAGGGUCCCGUCUACCAAGAGGUCCAUGAAGGCGUCUCGGAGAACCAAACGCAAGAGCCGAAGAAAAAUGGACAGCCUUAAAAAAAAAAAGAGGGUCAAAUCUACAAAAAACCCCAAACCCGACGCCCUGCUAAAGACUGGCACCAAGACCCUGCCUGUGAAAGUAGGACCUGCACGGGGCACCAAGAGGAAGGCUGACACCAAGCUCGGGACCCUCACAAAAAAGCAGAGGGUGUCCCUAAAUGUGGUGCCGGCUAAACUGAAAAGCAGACCCCAGAUGAGGAAACCCAAAGUCAAGCCGGAGACCCUCAGACGCGGACGAAAGGGUAAAUCCAAACUACAGUCGCUGACGCGGAGACGAGGCGGCAAAGACAAACCCAAGAGGAGACAUAGAGGAAAAACCAAUGAGUGGUCCAGGAGGACCAGACCCAGACGGAGGGUUGAUAAGAGACCGGAGACUUUGACGAGGAGGCAGUGGGUCAAAGCCACACAGAUGUCCAUGGUCCAACAGGCCCAGAGGCGCCUCCUGGCCACCACCAGUCAAGCCUCGUUUGAGCAGAAGUAUCAGCAGCUGGAGAAGAUCGGCGAAGGAGGCUUCGGCUCCGUCUAUGCAGGAUACCGGAAAAAUGAUUCUUUUGCCGUGGCCAUCAAACACAUCCCCAAAGAUGAAGUCAAGGUAAUCCCACUGAACAUCAAUGGCAGGAAGCAGGACGUCCCACUGGAGGCGCUGCUCAUGCUUCAGGCCUCGUCCAUAAAGAACGCGGACGGCAAGUCGGCCGUGGUGUCCCUGCUGGACAAGUACGAUCUGGGGCAGGAGCUGGUGUUGGUGAUGGAGAAGCCGGUGCGCUCCGUGGACAUGUUCACCUACAUCACCAGGUGUCGCCUGGGACACCUCAAGGAACACGAGGCCAAGAACAUCAUGAAGCAGCUGGUGGAUGCCGCCAUCAAAAUGCACGCCGUCAACGUUUUCCACCGCGACCUCAAGCCGGGGAACAUUCUCCUGGAGGCCACCUACGGCGUCCCUCGAGUGCGGGUCAUCGACUUUGGCUGCAGUUGUUUUGUGACGGAGGAACCUUACUACGACUACACGGGGACUCUCUCUUACGCGCCCCCGGAGUUUGUCCUGAGGGGGGCGUACAGGGCCGGACCCACCACCGUGUGGCACCUGGGCGCCAUGCUCUUUGAGCUCCUGGCUGGCACCAAACAGUUUGACACACUCCUCUUCAUCUCACAGAUGCUCGGACUCAACCGGGUUCUGUCCCAAGAUUGCAGAGACUUCUUGCAGCUGUGCCUCAAUUCCGAUCCGGAUCAGCGUGCCACCCUGGUGCAGAUACACCAGCACCCGUGGCUCCUCUAAAUAGUCCUGAACUGUCAACAUAUUGGAACCGCAUUUUGGAAGAUGAAUUUGUACAAAAAAAAAACAAAUUCUCAAUGUGCAAUCUUAUGAAAACAGUAGGUGUAAAAGUGACAGCGCGCCCUACUGGCCUGGCAUGCAAGCUACAGUGUUUUCACUCCUUUUUGUAGCUCUUAUUUUGUUGUUUUUAUCAGUUUGGAUUUGACAAAAAGGAUAUCAACUGACUAGUGGCAUGUUUACCGAGGAAAAACUCAACUCUUGGCACAGUCCAGUUACUUUUCAUUAAGCAGGAAAUGGCUGGCUAAUGCAACCUUUUUUUCAGUGAUGUACCCCCUGUCAACAUCUUUUUAAUUCAAGUACCCCCUAAUCACAGCAAAGCAGUUUUGCUUGAAAAAAAGAGAUAAAGAAGUAAAAUACAGCAC
Nerophis ophidion (straightnose pipefish) is the source of this 1895-nucleotide messenger RNA. Its product is annotated as serine/threonine-protein kinase pim-2-like. The transcript has 7 exons. Gene Ontology annotation, biological process: regulation of mitotic cell cycle; protein autophosphorylation; negative regulation of apoptotic process. The record is from RefSeq and is a predicted model, not a curated record. Lineage: Eukaryota; Metazoa; Chordata; Actinopteri; Syngnathiformes; Syngnathidae. Bases 145 to 1476 code for a protein of 443 amino acids. Gene Ontology annotation, molecular function: ATP binding; protein serine/threonine kinase activity. Gene Ontology annotation, cellular component: cytoplasm.